CUAAUGUAAGCAGGAAGUUUGGUGGUGGUGGUGAUACUCUAGUUGCAAUGACAAAGAAGAAAACACCACAGAUUCUCAAGACAGAUACGGCACUAAAACUUGCUGAGAAGUGGGUUGCCAACAUGUCGAUGCCUGCAGAGGAUGAUCCUAUUGAGGCUCAACAAGAAGCUCGACCACCCAGGCUUGGACUUGGUGCUAAAGUGUCACGUCAAACGAAGCGUAGACCCUCGGACGACCCUCUUGACCAAAAACUACAAGCCAAGUUUGAUGCAGGGAGAAGAAAACAGGCAAGAGCUGAGGCCGAGUCUAACAUUUGUUUUGCUCCUCUAGAGAUCUCAAAUUGA
Messenger RNA from Brassica oleracea var. oleracea, 344 nucleotides. RefSeq lists its product as uncharacterized. NCBI's taxonomy places the organism in Eukaryota, Viridiplantae, Streptophyta, Magnoliopsida, Brassicales, Brassicaceae. The transcript has 3 exons. The record is from RefSeq and is a predicted model, not a curated record. The coding region runs from base 48 to 344 and encodes 98 amino acids.